Molecule: messenger RNA, 1241 nt
Organism: Rhinolophus ferrumequinum (greater horseshoe bat)
Lineage: Eukaryota; Metazoa; Chordata; Mammalia; Chiroptera; Rhinolophidae
Gene: SDHAF4
Product: succinate dehydrogenase complex assembly factor 4
Exons: 3
Coding region: 77-403 (108 amino acids)
Biological process (GO): mitochondrial respiratory chain complex II assembly
Cellular component (GO): mitochondrion
Source: RefSeq, a predicted model, not a curated record
GUGGGGCUGACCCGGGAGGACGCGGCUGGCUCCCUCCGUGGGCCGGGCCUGUGCGGAUGCUGCGGAGGUCGGCGCCAUGACCUUAUACCGGCUGUCCCGGUUUCUCGGUCGCGUUCCGGCCACAGCGUGGAGAGCGGCAAGAUCACCCCUUUUGUGUCAUUCUUUGAGGAAAACAAGUUCCUCUCAAGGUGGAAAUUCUGAACCUAUCAAACAAUCUCUUAAGAAGCCAAAGUUACCACAAGGUCGUUUUGAUACACCAGAAGAUACCGAUUUAGAGAAAGACAUACUGACAAAAUUUCCAGACGAUGUUAAUCCUGUUACCAAAGAGAGAGGUGGACCCAGGGGCCCAGAACCUACCCGAUAUGGAGAUUGGGAACGAAAAGGACGCUGUAUUGAUUUUUAAUCUACGUGUUCAUUAACUUCAGUAUCUUUUUCUGAAUACAUACAUCUGAAUUAACUUAUUUCUGAUUACUUUUCUGUAUAUCCUUUGAUCAUCUAAUUUCUAUAAUGUGUUUAAAAGUACAUAUGGCUUCGGAAGAAAAUAUGCUGCUGUAAAUUAGGAAAAGGAAAAUAUUUCUGCAUUGUCACAUUGGUUUUAAUUUAAAUGUAUUGGGGUAUACACGUGAUGGUUAUACCUGCAGACUUUUCUUUCAUCAUGUUUUAGUUUAAAUUAAUUACUUAUAAAAUGCAAAUAUACAUAAAGCAACUUUUGUUAAUAAUUAUGUUGCCAUGUGCUAGGUAAUAUUGGCUUUUUAAAUGUGAGGUAACUAGUGCAUUAUAUUUCAGAAGGCCAUAGUAACAACAUAAAAUAUUUUACUUGGAGCCAGAUUACUUGAGUACAAAUCCUGGCUCUACUACUUUCUGGCUUUAUGACCUUAUGUUAAGUUCUUUUACUUCUCCGUGCUUAAGUAUCCUUAUGUGUAAAUUGGAGAUAAUAUGAGUUCCAGCUCACAGGGCAGUGACAAGAUUAAGGGAAUAAGUACAUGUAAACCACUUGUAAUAGCUCUCACCUCAGUACGUGUCAUCUGUCCUUCAAUCAUGACUGUGUUUUUCUGAGUCUCUAGGCUGGCUUCCUGGGGGGAAAGAUUAAGAAACUGAAAUUUUAAAUACUUGAAUUGAAAUUGUUUCAUCUGACUAUAAUAACAUUAAAAACUCAUUAGUUGGAAUAUUAGUGAUUAUUUGUAUAGAUGAACUGAGCUGAAAUAUACACUAGUUUGUAAAACAUAAAAAUUCAGGCACAG